AGCUUGUAAAAGAGGACAUGAGGACAUUGUACACAGUUUACUGUCUGCUGGAGCUAAUGUUAAUAUUCAGGACAACCAUGGACAGACUGCACUAAUGAUGGCAAGUACAAAUACAUUUAAAAAGUCAGUUGCUACUUAUACAAAACCUGAUUUCAUGUUGCUAAAUCAGUGGCUUGAACCACUUGUUGACUGGCAAUCAUUUGGUCUUCUCUUACCUGGAAUAACACAAUGGAAUAUCAUAACAAUUCAACAGUUAAAUGCUAAACAUCAAAAACUAGCUUUAUUUACAAAAUGGUUGAAUACAGAUCCUACAGCAACAUGGAGAGAUGUACUCAAUGCAUUGACUAAAAGAGAAGAGAUCAAUUUAUUACAAACUAUUAAUGAUCAGUUACAAGUACACCAAUGUACAAGAGGUAGAGAAGUUGAUGAAAGCAAUAAGUCAUCAAUACAAUCAUCAGAGUCUGAGAAGGAAGAGAGUAAAAAGAAGAUGACAAAAGCAAUGCAAAUGGAAAUAGAUCAUUUACGAUCAUCUCUUCAAAGCAAAGCAGGAAUAGAAGAAACGUUAAUUGGAGUAGAGAAAACAUUAAUUGAAAGAGAAAAGGAGAUAGAGCUGUUACAGGAAAAGAUAUCAUUAAUGAAUAUACAACAACUGAAAGAAACUUCAAUUACUCUUAGUAUGUAUUACAUUAUAUUAACAUAA
Messenger RNA from Amphimedon queenslandica, 700 nucleotides. RefSeq lists its product as uncharacterized. The transcript has 4 exons. The record is from RefSeq and is a predicted model, not a curated record. NCBI's taxonomy places the organism in Eukaryota, Metazoa, Porifera, Demospongiae, Haplosclerida, Niphatidae. The coding region runs from base 95 to 700 and encodes 201 amino acids.